AUGUUAUCGUUUAUUAUUCAAUGUGUAAGGAAAUACUGUGGUCGUAUAUCAAACAUUAGUUCAUGUACUGCAUGUUUUUGGGGGUCAAGAGUAUUAUCAAGGCCUAGUAAACAAUAUGGUUUUUGUGAAGUUUGCCUAACUUCAUUGUCAUUUCAUGAUUGGUUAUAUCUUGGAUUUUUAGCUAUUCUACCUGUAUUAUUUCUGUUGUCUACAUUGCCAACAAUAGCUAAAUCGUCAAAAAUAUUUAUCAAAAGGCAAGAAAAAACUGUUAGUGAAAUUCAAGCAAAUAUACAUGAUAUAUAUUCAAAUUCAGUAGGACUUGAUCAAAAGUCUUGGAUUUUCUCUUUCGUUUGUAUCUCCGUUCAUAUAUGCACAAGUUUAAUGACAAUAAUUUUAUUCCCUCCCUUUGGUUCACUUUCUUUAUAUCAUUGUCCUGUAGAAAGAAUAGACGAUUUCUAUGCACCUUUCUUAGCAGCUUCUGGAUGUUCUUAUGAAGUUAACUUCCCAUUAACAUCAAUGCCUGUAGUCUAUUAUUUUAUUAGUGCUUUCAUAUGUCUUAUAGUUUAUCCACUAUUGUUUAUUGUAAUAUUUAAUGAUUAUAAAUGUUUAUUUGAUUCAUUGUAUAAAUUUCCUUUAAUUUUCGAUUAUUCAAUUCAUUAUUCAGAUGCUGUAAUUCGACCUAUCUAUAGUCCAUAUAUUCUGUUAAAAGAUAUUGUCCAUCAUCCAGGAAAUUAUUUACUACAUAUAUGCAUAAAUAUAUCAUGCAUUAUAUAUGCAUUAUUAUCUUUUUUUUCAACAUACAAUUGGUGUUUAUUACUAGGAUUUCUACCAGUUGUAUUUUAUCUUUCAACUCUUCCUUUAUCUCAUCCAUUCCUUCAUCAUGAUUGUGAUAGUACAUUGAAUAAAAUGUCUAUUACACCAUUUGAACAGUUACAAAAUAGAUCUGUUUUACGCAAUUCACAACAAACUGUCGAUAAUUCCUAA
Molecule: messenger RNA, 984 nt
Organism: Heterobilharzia americana
Lineage: Eukaryota; Metazoa; Platyhelminthes; Trematoda; Strigeidida; Schistosomatidae
Source: the annotation of a GenBank genome assembly